Astyanax mexicanus (Mexican tetra) is the source of this 1744-nucleotide messenger RNA. It is a transcript of the gene cdc37, whose product is annotated as cell division cycle 37 homolog (S. cerevisiae). The coding region runs from base 143 to 1294 and encodes 383 amino acids. The record is from RefSeq and is a predicted model, not a curated record. Lineage: Eukaryota; Metazoa; Chordata; Actinopteri; Characiformes; Acestrorhamphidae. Gene Ontology annotation, cellular component: cytoplasm. Gene Ontology annotation, molecular function: heat shock protein binding; protein kinase binding; protein-folding chaperone binding. The transcript is spliced from 8 exons. Gene Ontology annotation, biological process: protein stabilization; protein folding.
CUCUGGCGCCGGAAGUGUUGGAGAGUUCCAGAAGGCGCGUGGGGUGGAGAGGAGAGCUCUAGAAGAAAGAGGAGAGCGCGAUUAUUGAUUAUUAUUAUACAAAAUCAAUCUGAUUGGGAAUUAGAGGAGAAUAAACAGAGCCAUGACAACUAUCGAUUACAGCGUGUGGGAUCAUAUCGAGGUGUCUGACGAUGAGGAUGAUACACACCCCAACAUCGACACACCGAGCCUGUUCAGGUGGAGACACCAGGCUCGAGUGGAGCGUAUGGAGGCAUUUCAGAAACAGGGGGAGGAACUGGAGAAGAACCUGGCGGAGAGCAGGAAGAAGCUUCAGGAAGUUCAGAAGAAGGUCCAGGAACUCUCACUGAAGAGUACAGAGGAGGCCAAGCAGCAGCUGGUCAAAGCUCAGGAGGAGGAGAAGCGUCUGAAGAAGGAGGAAAGGAACUGUGAGAAGAAGGUGGACGAGUAUCGCAGAGAGGAGAAGAAGAUGCCCUGGAAUGUGGACACGCUUAGCAAAGAAGGAUUCAGCAAGAGUGUACUGAAUGUCAAGCCUGAAGUAAAGGAAGAGACGGAGGAGGAGAAAGAGGAGAAGCAUAAAACCUUCGUGGAGAAAUAUGAAAAACAGAUAAAACACUUUGGUAUGCUGCGUCGCUGGGACGACAGUCAGAAGUACCUGUCGGAUAAUCCUCACCUGGUGUGUGAGGAAACAGCGAACUACCUGGUGAUCAUGUGCAUUGACCUGGAGGUGGAGGAGAAACAUGCUCUGAUGGAGCAGGUGGCCCACCAGACGAUUGUAAUGCAGUUUAUCCUGGAGUUGGCUAAGAGUCUGAAGGUGGACCCUCGGGGCUGCUUUCGCCAGUUCUUCGCCAAGAUCAAGACGGCAGAUCAGCAGUAUCAGGACGCGUUUAAUGAUGAGCUGGAGUCGUUUAAGGAGCGCGUUCGCGGCCGAGCCAAAAUCCGAAUCGAGAAAGCCAUGAAGGAGUACGAGGAGGAGGAGCGACAGAAACGACUCGGACCAGGAGGACUCGACCCGGUGGAGGUUUACGACUCACUGCCUGUGGAGAUGCAGAAGUGCUUUGAUGAGAAGGACAUCCAGCUGCUGCAGGACGUUAUCAGUAAGAUGGAUCCCACGGAGGCAAAGAUCCAUAUGAAGCGCUGUAUUGACUCGGGGCUGUGGGUGCCGAACUCUCGGACGGAUGAUGACGGAGAGAAAGACGAGAAGGAGGACGAGUCUCAGUAUGAGGAAGUGAAGAGAGAGAGCAGUGAUGGACAGACUACAUCAGACUCUAAAUAAACCCCCCCCCUGCUCUAAAACCUGCCCACAACAAACCCCACCCCCAACACACCCCGCCCCCAACAACCCAACGCUUACACACACACACACACAGUGUUCAUUAAUACGGAUUCCUACAUCAUUCAUAAGAUAAAAUGCAUAAAUUAAUAGGUAAUUAAUCAUUCUUAAUGAAUGAAUGAUUUGAUUUAUCUAGUUAUGAAUGUUGCAGUAAUUAAUCCUUCCUCCCUGCAGCAGCUGUUCAUUAUUAAUAAACAAAUUCCUGAAAAUUAAUUUGUUCCUCAACUGUGCUGUAGAUAUUCUUCAGUCUCUCUCUCUCCCUCUCUCUCUCCUGAGCACUGCAUGCUGAUUGGCUGGGUAAUGAUGAUGAUGUUGGAUCAGUGCCAGGUUUAGUUUGUUUGAGAUGAUGUUUUUCCUGCUUUACUGUUUUAUAAUAAAGAGUUUAAACAUAAA